AUGAAGUCGUUCACUACCUCGGCAGCGCUGCUGCUUCCGGCAGCCCAGGUCGCCAUGGCCGCCUUCGCCGACGACUGCGCCAACUUCGCAAAGUCAUUCGCCUACGAGAACACCACCGUCUGGUUCACCAACGUCGAGCCCGCAGGCGCCAACCUGACCUUCCCCGAGCGCCACCCGACCUGCUCUGGCACCAGCCAGGUUGUCGAUGUCGAGCUCUGCCGUGUCUCGAUGCUGGUCACCACUGGCGCUACCAGCAACAUCAGUCUCGAGGCCUGGCUCCCUUCCAACUGGACAGGCCGCUUCCUGAGCACCGGCAACGGAGGAACCGGCGGCUGCAUCCAGUACGAGGACAUGGCCUAUGCCACCUCCCGCGGUUUCGCGACUGUUGGUGCAAACAACGGCCACAACGGAACCGUUGGCGAGCCUUUCUACAACAACCCCGGCGUCAUCGAGGACUUUGCCUACCGCUCCCUUCACACCGGCGUCGUUGUCGGCAAGAACGUGACCAAGGCCUUUUACGGCAAGGAGCACACCAGAUCUUACUACCUUGGAUGCUCCACGGGUGGAAGACAGGGCUUCAAGGAGGCCCAGGACUUUCCUGACGACUUCGACGGUAUCGUGGCUGGCGCCCCCGCCUUCUCCUUCAACAACCUCACCUCCUGGAGCGGCCACUUCCUCCUGGCCACCGGCACCGAGGGCUCUCCCACGUUCCUCUCCAAGGACCAGUGGGCUCUCGUUGUUAAGGACGUCUUGACCCAGUGCGACGGUCUCGACGGACACGUCGACGGCAUCAUCGAGGACCCCGACCUGUGCCAGUACCGCCCUGAGUCCCUCAUCUGCGGCGCCGGCAACUCCACCAACUGCCUGACCGGCACCCAAGCCGAGACCGUCCGCUCCGUCUUCUCCGACGUCUACGGCGUCGACGGCUCCCUCGUCUACCCCCGCCUCCAGCCCGGCGCCGACGCGACCAACAUCCUCCUCACCGGCACCGCCUUCCCCUACACUAGAGACUGGUUCCGCUACGUCGUCUACAACGACCCCAACUGGGACCCCGCCACCCUGACCGUCAAGGACAUGGCCUACUCCUCCGACCUGAACCCCUUCGACAUCGCCACCUGGAAGGGCGACCUCUCCGGCGUCAAAGACCGCGGCACCAAGAUCCUUCACUACCACGGCCUCCAGGACCCCAUCAUCAGCAGCGACAACUCCGCCCGCUACUACAACCACGUCUCGCGCACCAUGGGCCUCACCUCCGCGCAGCUCGAUGAGUUCUACCGCUACUUCCGCAUCUCGGGCAUGAACCACUGCAGCGGCGGCCCCGGUGCGACCUUCAUCGGCAACAAGCCCGCCGCUGUUGCGGGCUACGAGGCGGAGGGCAACGUGCUGUCUGCCAUUGUUCACUGGGUCGAGGACGGCAUCGCCCCCGAGUCGAUCCUCGGAACCGCGUACGUCAACGGUACUAAGGAUGCGGGCGUUGCGUUCACGAGGAAGCACUGCAAGUACCCUACUCGCAACGUCUACUCGGGCUCUGGAGACCCCAAUAUCCCUGAGAGCUGGAACUGCGUUUAA
Molecule: messenger RNA, 1569 nt
Organism: Colletotrichum siamense
Lineage: Eukaryota; Fungi; Ascomycota; Sordariomycetes; Glomerellales; Glomerellaceae
Gene: faeB-2-3
Product: putative feruloyl esterase B-2
Exons: 1
Coding region: 1-1569 (522 amino acids)
Source: RefSeq, a predicted model, not a curated record